This is a messenger RNA of Rhodamnia argentea, 996 nucleotides long. RefSeq names its product probable WRKY transcription factor 75. The record is from RefSeq and is a predicted model, not a curated record. Gene Ontology annotation, biological process: regulation of DNA-templated transcription. The transcript has 2 exons. Bases 80 to 646 code for a protein of 188 amino acids. Gene Ontology annotation, molecular function: sequence-specific DNA binding; DNA-binding transcription factor activity. NCBI's taxonomy places the organism in Eukaryota, Viridiplantae, Streptophyta, Magnoliopsida, Myrtales, Myrtaceae.
CACGCCAAGAACAUUUUCAAGACCAGAUUCUUCUUCUCCGCUUCUUUCGUCCCCUCCUACGACCAACUGUUCACGCUUGAUGGAAAGACAUCAACUGCUGUUUCCACGCUCGACAGGUGCCAUGACGCCGCCGUCGAUGGCCUUCCCGUUUGUGUUUGAAGCGGGUGGUGGUGAUCGUGUCCAUAACGCCGGCUUCGGCGGCGAUCUGAUGGGCUCGUCCUUACAUGGGUUCUUGGGAUUGAAAGGCGCCGAAGCCGGGAUGGUUCCGAGAUCAAACGCUGAGCAUGAUGUUGCUCCUGGGAGCUCGGCGUGCGAGAGCGCUGAGAAAACGGGGAAGAGGAAGGGCGAGAAGAAGAUCCGACGGCCGAGAAUCGCUUUCCAGACCCGGAGUCAAGUGGAUAUACUCGACGAUGGUUAUCGAUGGAGGAAGUAUGGGCAAAAGGCAGUGAAGAACAACAGAUUUCCCAGAAGCUAUUAUCGCUGCACGCACCCGGGAUGCAACGUGAAGAAGCAAGUCCAGAGGCUAACCAAGGACGACGGCGUGGUGGUGACCACCUACGAAGGUACUCACACCCAUCCGAUCCAAAAAUCGACAGAGAACUUCGAAAACAUCUUGAGCCAGAUGCAGAUCUACCCUCACUUUUAACUUUCUUUCAAGAACCUGCUCAAUCUUAAGCCAACUUGACAUGUCUUUCCGGCGUGCACAUUGUAAAAAGAUAACGACCUUCCAUGAAAUAAAGUCUUCGUAGAUCGAUGAAUGGUUCGAGGGGCCGUAGAAAUCUCACGUUCAUGUGUUGGGGUUUUGCAUUCACCGAUCUGGAUUUGUGAGCAUGAAUGAUGAAUUGUUGCUCAUCAUUAUAAACUGCCUCCUUUUCUUGUAAUUUACAUACCAUACAGAAGGGAUUUCUAGGGUAGAUUACUCAGAAAAUAUUUAUUUCUUCCCUUCACCAUGGGCUUGUGAUUGGCUUUGUAAGGAGAACUUAAUUGAGGGCACAU